This is a messenger RNA of Thlaspi arvense, 963 nucleotides long. Lineage: Eukaryota; Viridiplantae; Streptophyta; Magnoliopsida; Brassicales; Brassicaceae. The record is from the annotation of a GenBank genome assembly.
AUAGCUGAGCAUCAAUACGAGAGGGCUAAGACGAUAGUUUUAUGGGACACGAAAGAGUGCAAGAUCCCUUAUGGUCUCGACGCUGGUGAUGUUUCGAAGAACAUCAAAACGGCCCUUGAGCAUACGGGUUAUACAGGUAGGGUCUCAAUCAUGGCUACUGGUGAUGCCAAGGAUGACUUUUGCUGCCACGAAAUCUCGCUCAAUCACUUUCCCGCAGGAGAAAGAGAUGCGAGACUUAAAAAGGUUAUAGCAGACUUGAUGGAAGAUCCUGCCCCAUGGAAUUUGUUACUGAUCGUGAAAGACAUCCCAGUGGACGUGGGCGUCGCCGUGGAUUCAGAAAACUGCAAUCUUCUCGUAGCAACUCCUGAGUACCCAUCAGGACUGCUACUCUGCAUGGCAAGCUGCUCACGUUUAACUCUUGUGGGUGUAAAAUUUAGUCAACUGUGUGCUCCGUUCGCAGCUGCUAAGACCGACGUCUUUUGGGACAUUGACGAUUGUCCGAUCCCUGAUGAUCUCGAUCCCGAAAUGAUUUCUCAAAACAUCAGAUCAGCUCUUAAGGAUAAGGCUUAUCUUGGUGAGGUGUCAAUCAGUGCUUAUGGUGAUACGAAUCAGAUCCAGGGGGAGUUUUGCUCCGCAGGAAUCACGCCUAUUCACGUACCCGCUGGAGAGACUAGUGCGAGAGUUAGGAUUAUGGUGAAGCUUGUUGGCUGGGCACUCGACAAUCCUGGUUCGAACCUGAUGCUAAUCGUACAAGACAUCUCAAGAAACUCGGCCUACAUGGAGGCUCUCCACUUUGUGAGAAGGCGAAACUGCAAACUUCUUAUAGCGCAGCCUCAAGACGCAUCAGGACACUUACUUAGAAUGGUAAGUACAGAAUGGCGUUGGAGCAGCCUAUCAUAUGGAGGAAAGCCUAUCACCCAAAGCGAAAGAAAGAGCAAGGUUAAGGAUUCUGUCGAGUACUAG